Messenger RNA from Cinara cedri, 1800 nucleotides. The record is from the annotation of a GenBank genome assembly. Lineage: Eukaryota; Metazoa; Arthropoda; Insecta; Hemiptera; Aphididae.
AUGUAUACGCCGCAGAAGAAAAUUGAAGAACUAUGCUUAAGAUUGGAGUUUUUAUCAACACUUGUUCCGUGUUCUUCCUUUGCGAAAUCGGAACACGCGAUUUUAGCAAAAGGGAUACAAUCGCUUCUAAGUAAGUGUCUGAAACCUGUUAUUAUUCUUUUUUACACGACGUCAAAGGCUAGGAUUUUACUGUUGUUUCAAAUAUUAUUUCAACAUCUCAAAUAUAAACAAAUGUACAACUAUUAUACCUAACCUAUUCUAUGUCAGAUGCCUACCCUAUAUCAAAAACAUUUAUUACGAGAAUUAUUCUUAAGAAAAAUUAUCGCCGGACAUUAUUGCUACAUGUAUAAGCAAUACACUAUCACCACUGGAAAAAUAUAAAAAAAAAAAAAAAACAUUUUUAUACUUUUCUAUCACAAUAUUAAUUUUGCCAACAAAUAUGAUAAUGAAAUAAAAUAACGAAUGCACUACUUUAGAUUCUGAGCGGAGCGAGGAAUGUAUUGGUUGUAAAAUGAUGUUUAUUUUUUUUCCUGUGGGCAACUUUUCAAGCAGAAAUUUUGUUCCGAUUUUCAAGUGUAGCGCUUGUUCUGAAAGGAAAUUUGACGGGGGGGGGUACUUUAGGAAAUUUUUUUUUUGAUUAUCCUACCUGUUUUCACAAUAAAUGAGAAAAACGUAGGAAAAACCGACAAAUGUAUGAAAUAUAUUAUUUACAAAUCAUAAAUAUUACGGCUUUUUAAAACAUGUAAAACCGAAAUUGAAGUCAAGGGCAGUGAGAUCCGUGAGCAUGAUCUGCGAUAUCGUGUUGCUGUAAUUGACCGUUCAAUAGUAUAGUUGACACUUCAACACAAAUCAAAUUCACUUAAAAUCCUCUUAGAAAAUUGCUGCUUCAUGAUAAAAAAAAUCAGCCUGUAUAUGUUGCACCUAUACUGCGUUACUGACUGUUUAGUGAAAUAGACAACGUCUGUAUCCAUUUCGCUUAAUGUAAUCGCGGUUUCUCCACUUAGGUACACCGUAAUUAUACUAUUAUUACCAUUAACAUUGGAUAAUUAAAUUGGUACUACUAGGCGACUGUACAUAGCGGAAUUUGUUUAUUACAUUGGAUGUCCAUAUAGCGAAACAAUAAGCUCUACUUUUUAUGAUAAUGAUGGGACGUAAUCAAAACGCUGCGCGCCGUGACGCUACACACAAACGAGGCACCGCUACAAUAGCGGUGAAAGUAACUCGCUCUCCCCACUGAAAUUCAAAAGUCUAGUUAACGGGUUGACGGAAACUAAAAACGUCAACACCAAAAAAUAAUUUAAUCUAUUACCCCAUUUAUUUAUGGAAUGUUUAAUAUAAGUUGCUAUUUGAAUAUCAAAAGUAGGUAGUGGUUACAACUCUUAAUAACUUCUUGAAAUAAGAGCGAACAAAAAUAACCAUAAAACAAAAUUGUAUAGUCACUUGUUUUAAAAACAAAUUCUGAAAAAAGUUAAUACUUCCCGGGACAAUAAGUGCCUUACGUUAUGUUGAUAACUCUAUAGGUAUACCAUAUAUAGUUUAUCAAUAUAUCUAACAGGAAUGUGAAAAGUGACUAUUAAAAAUUAUAAUUUCAACAAAAACAAUUGAUAAUUAAUAUCAAAUCGUUUUUCAGAAACGUUAAGAAAUAUCGUCGGUGAAGAAACUUAUUUAAAUGUAUACCAAAGAAAUUUGAGAGCUAUGCCAGUUAAAAAAGUAACUGACAUUAAAAAACUAUUGACCAAUAAAGACACAGUUAUACAUUCAGAACAAAUGAUUGAAAAUUGGAAUACUUGUUUACAAACG